Nomascus leucogenys (northern white-cheeked gibbon) is the source of this 21859-nucleotide messenger RNA. It is a transcript of the gene SYNE2, whose product is annotated as spectrin repeat containing nuclear envelope protein 2. Lineage: Eukaryota; Metazoa; Chordata; Mammalia; Primates; Hylobatidae. Gene Ontology annotation, molecular function: protein binding. Gene Ontology annotation, cellular component: membrane. The record is from RefSeq and is a predicted model, not a curated record.
GUUUGCCGCUUUCCGAGCGCCAAGGAGCGGAGCGCGCUCAGCUGCGCCCGGAGCCUUCGGCCGGACCUGAAAAAGCGAGAGGGAGAGCGAGCAAAAGGCGCGAUCCAGAGAGCCAGGCAAGCGGGGCGCCGACCUCGGGCGGCCCUGGCCCGCGCCCUUGCCCCUCGGCCGGGCGGACGUUCACUUCUUCAACUGAGAUGGACAUGAUAUAAUCUCCAUUGAGUCAAAGAAUGGCAUCUAGUCCUGAGCUUCCUACCGAAGAGGAACAGGGUUCCUGGGGCAUCGACAAUCUCCAUAUUUCAUUGCAAGCUGAACAGGAAGACACCCAGAAGAAAGCCUUCACGUGCUGGAUAAACUCACAGUUGGCCAGGCACACUUCUCCCUCAGUUAUAUCCGACCUAUUCACAGACAUUAAAAAGGGGCAUGUCCUCCUGGAUCUGCUAGAAGUACUUUCUGGGCAACAGUUGCCUCGGGAUAAAGGAUCUAAUACAUUCCAGUGUAGAAUCAAUAUAGAACAUGCCUUGACAUUCCUAAGAAACCGAUCAAUUAAGCUAAUAAAUAUUCAUGUUACUGAUAUCAUUGAUGGAAACCCAUCCAUUAUCCUUGGCCUAAUUUGGACAAUUAUCCUGCACUUUCAUAUUGAGAAGCUUGCCCAGACUCUUUCUUGCAAUUACAAUCAGGCUUCCCUGGAUGAUGUGAGUGUGGUUGAUUCAUCUCCUGCCUCAAGUCCUCCAGCUAAGAAAUGCUCUAAAGUGCAAGCAAGAUGGCAGAUGUCUGCAAAAAAGGCCCUUCUUUUGUGGGCUCAGGAACAAUGCGCCACCUAUGAGUCUGUCAGUGUGACAGAUUUUAAGUCAAGUUGGAGAAAUGGGAUGGCUUUUUUGGCCAUCAUUCAUGCCUUGCGACCAGACCUAAUUGACAUGAAGAGUGUGAAGCAUAGAUCCAACAAAGACAAUCUGAGAGAGGCCUUCAGAAUUGCAGAACGAGAAUUAAAAAUCCCCAGAUUGCUGGAACCAGAAGAUGUGGAUGUUGUUGAUCCUGAUGAAAAGUCCAUCAUGACCUAUGUGGCACAGUUUCUGCAGUAUUCCAAAGAUGCCCCUGGGACUGGAGAGGAGGCUCGGGGAAAGGUGAAAGAUGCUAUGGUCUGGUUAACUCUGCAAAAGGAAAAACUACAGAAGUUGCUAAAGGAUUCAGAAAAUGAUACCUACUUUAAAAAGUAUAAUAGCCUGCUGUCCUUUAUGGAGUCAUUCAGUGAAGAAAAAAGGUCCUUUUUGGAUGUCCUGUCAAUAAAAUGGGAUCCGGAUGAGCUGGACAAGGAUCAUUUACAGUUGAGAGAAGCCUGGGAUGGCCUCGAUCACCAGAUUAACGCAUGGAAAAUAAAGCUGAAUUAUGCCUUGCCCCCACCCCUCCAUCAAACUGAAGCUUGGCUCCAGGAGGUAGAAGAGCUUAUGGAUGAAGAUUUGUCCGCCUCCCAGGAUCACUCUCAAGCCAUGACUCUGAUACAAGAGAAAAUGACUUUAUUCAAGAGCCUGAUGGAUAGAUUUGAGCAUCAUUUGAACAUUCUCCUUACCUUUGAAAAUAAGGAUGAAAAUCACUUGCCAUUGGUACCACCUGACAAAUUGGAGGAAAUGAAAAGACGAAUCAACAACAUUUUGGAGAAAAAAUUUAUUCUACUUCUAGAAUUUCAUUACUACAAGUGCUUAGUUCUUGGUUUGGUAGAUGAAGUGAAAUCAAAAUUGGAUAUUUGGAACAUUAAAUAUGGGAGCAGAGAAUCUGUGGAAUUAUUGCUGGAAGACUGGCAUAAAUUUAUUGAAGAAAAAGAAUUCCUAGCUCGACUUGAUACUUCUUUUCAAAAAUGUGGAGAAAUUUAUAAGAAUUUGGCUGGAGAAUGUCAGAAUAUUAGUAAACAGUAUGUGAUGGUGAAAUCUGAUGUUUGUAUGUAUAGAAAAAAAAUAUAUAAUGUGAAGUCCACUCUACAAAAAGUGCUGGCAUGUUGGGCUACUUAUGUGGAAAACCUUCGCUUACUAAGGGCUUGCUUUGAGGAGACAAAGAAGGAAGAAAUUAAAGAGGUACCCUUUGAGACAUUAGCCCAGUGGAAUCUAGAACAUGCUACUUUAAAUGAAGCAGGAAAUUUCUUAGUCGAAGUCAGCAAUGAUGUGGUUGGAUCAUCUAUUUCUAAAGAACUGAGAAGGCUGAAUAAAAGAUGGAGAAAGUUGGUUUCAAAAACUCAACUUGAAAUGAACCUGCCACUGAUGAUAAAAAAACAGGAUCAGCUCACUUUUGACAAUUCUGGAAAUAUUCUUUCUAAAGAAGAAAAAGCAACUGUUGAGUUUUCAACAGAUAUGUCAAUAGAACUUCCUGAAAAUUAUAAUCAAAAUAUAAAGGCUGGAGAGAAGCAUGAAAAAGAAAAUGAAGAAUUCACAGGGCAACUAAAAGUGGCUAAAGAUGUUGAAAAACUCAUUGGGCAAGUGGAAAUCUGGGAGGCAGAAGCCAAAUCAGUUUUGGAUCAAGAUGAUGUGGACACCUCAAUGGAAGAAUCUUUGAAGCAUCUUAUUGCCAAAGGCUCUAUGUAUGAUGAGCUUAUGGCAAGAAGUGAAGAUAUGUUACAAAUGGAUAUACAAAAUAUUUCAAGCCAGGAGUCCUUUCAACAUGUUCUCACAACUGGGCUUCAGGCAAAGAUUCAAGAAGCUAAAGAGAAAGUCCAGAUCAAUGUGGUAAAACUCACUGCAGCGUUGAAGAACUUAACUGACGUUUCACCAGAAUUGGACAUCAGGCUGAAGAUGGAAGAAUCCCAGAAGGAACUUGAAUCAUAUAUGAUGAGGGCUCAGCAGUUACUGGGGCAAAGAGAGAGCCCCGGUGGACUCAUUUCAAAAUACAAGGAAGCACUAAUAAUUUCUAAUACAAAGAGUCUGGCCAAGUAUUUGAAAGCUGUUGAAGAACUAAAAAAUAAUGUAACCGAGGACAUAAAGACGUCUUUAGAAGAAAAGAGUAGAGAUGUCUGUGCCAAAUGGGAGUCUCUUCAUCAUGAACUGUCUUUAUAUGUUCAACAACUAAAAAUAGAUAUUGAAAAAGGAAAGCUUAGUGACAAUAUUUUAAAACUUGAAAAGCAAAUAAAUAAAGAAAAGAAACUUAUCCGUAGAGGAAGGACCAAGGGUCUCAUCAGAGAACAUGAGGCCUGCUUUUCUGAGGAAGGCUGCCUGUACCAGCUUAAUCACCACAUGGAAGUCCUGAGGGAGCUGUGUGAAGAGCUGCCUUCACAGAAGAGUCAACAAGAAGUGAAGAGACUACUCAAAGAUUAUGAACAAAAGAUAGAAAGACUUCUGAAAUGUGCUUCCGAGAUUCAUAUGACACUGCAGCCCACAGCGGGAGGCACGUCGAAAAACAAGGGGACCAUCACCACAUCUGAGAAUAGAAGAGGGGAUCCCCACAGUGAGGCACCAUUUGCAAAAUCAGAUAAUCAGCCAUCAACUGAAAAGGCAAUGGAACCCACUAUGAAGUUUAGCCUGGCAUCAGAGUUAAAGCCUCUGCAAGAAGAAAGCAUUAUAGAAAAGGAUUACAGUGCAUCUAUAAAUAGUUUACUAGAGAGGUAUGAUACAUACAAAGAUAUUCUUGAACACCACCUGCAAAACAACAAAUUCAGGAUUGCUUCUGAUUUCUCUAGUGAAGAAGACAGGAGUAGUUCUUGUCUGCAGGCUAAACUGACAGAUCUACAGGUCAUAAAAAGUGAAACUGAUGCUUGCUGGAAAGAGUUUGAAAUUAUUUCAUUGAAGUUAGAAAAUCAUGUGAAUGACUUAAAAAAGCCUUUUAUAAUUAAGGAAAGAGACACACUAAAGGAAAGAGAAAGAGAGCUUCAGAUGACUCUUAAUACCAGAAUGGAGUCUUUAGAGACAGCACUGCAGCUUGUGUUACCUGUAGAGAAGGCAUCACUUCUUCUCUGUGGCUCGGACCUGCCUCUUCAUAAAAUGGCCAUCCAAGAAUUUCAUCUCAUUGAUGCUGAUCACAUUUAUCAACACCUAAGGAAUAUCCAAGAUUCUAUAGCAAAACAGAUUGAAAUAUGUAACCGCUUAGAAGAGCCAGGCAACUUUGUAUUAAAGGAGUUACACCCAUUUGAUCUACAUGCAAUGCAGAAUAUUAUACUGAAAUACAAAACACAAUUUGAAGAAAUGAACCACAAGGUGCAGAGGAGUGAAGAUACUCUCAAAGCUCUGGAAGACUUUUUGGCAUCUCUCAGAACACCUGGACUCUCUGCUGAGCCUAUUACAGACCUUUCAGCCUCAGAUACACAGGUGGCACAAGAAAAUACUUUGACAGUAAGAAAUAAAGAGGGAGAAAUUCAUCUGAUGAAAGAUAAGGCCAAACAUUUGGAUAAAUGUUUGAAGAUGCUUGAUAUGAGCUUUAAAGAUGUUGAAUGGGAUGAAGACACCUCCUGUGAAAGCCUGCUUGAUGCUUUUUCAAUAAAGUUAUCUGAGACACAUGGCUAUGGGGUACAGGAGGAAUUCACUGAGAAAAACAAAUUACUAGAGGCUUGUAUUUUCAAAAAUAAUGAACUCCUCAAAAAUAUUCAAGAUGUGCAGAGUCAAAUCAGUAAAAUUGGUCUUAAGGAUCCUACUGUUCCAGCUGUGAAACAUCGGAAAAAAUCAUUAAUCAGACUGGAUAAGGUUCUAGAUGAAUAUGAAGAAGAGAAGAGACAUUUACAAGAAAUGGCUAAUUCUCUUCCACACUUCAAAGAUGACAGAGAAAAAACCGUGAAUCAACAGUGCCAAAAUACAGUAGUCUUGUGGGAGAAUACCAAAGCCCUGGUCACCGAAUGUCUUGAACAAUGUGGAAGAGUUUUGGAGCUCUUAAAACAAUAUCAGAAUUUUAAAAGUAUCUUGACAACUUUGAUUCAAAAAGAAGAGAGUGUCAUCUCCCUGCAGGCUUCGUACAUGGGAAAGGAGAACCUGAAGAAAAGGAUUGGAGAGAUUGAAAUUGUCAAAGAAGAAUUUAAUGAGCAUUUAGAAGUUGUAGACAAGAUAAACCAGAUCUGCAAAAAUCUACAGUUUUAUCUAAAUAAAAUGAAAACUUUUGAAGAGCCCCCUUUUGAAAAAGAGGCUAAUAUUAUUGUGGAUAGAUGGCUUGAUAUAAAUGAGAAGACAGAAGAUUACUAUGAAAAUCUUGGUCGAGCUCUAGCUUUGUGGGACAAACUUUUUAACUUAAAAAAUGUCAUUGAUGAGUGGACAGAAAAAGCCCUUCAAAAAAUGGAAUUAUAUCAAUUGACUGAAGAGGACAGAGAAAGGCUGAAGGAAGAAUUACGAGUCCAUGAACAAAAAACUUCAGAAUUUUCUAGAAGAGUGGCUGAAAUACAGUUUUUGCUCCAAAGCAGUGAAAUACCUCUUGAAUUGCAGGUCAUGGAGUCGUCUAUUUUGAACAAGAUGGAACAUGUACAGAAGUGUUUAACAGGAGAAUCCAACUGCCGUGCACUCAGUGGCAGCACUGCUGAGCUAAGGGAGGAUCUCGACCAAGCCAAGACCCAGAUCGGGAUGACUGAAUCCCUGUUAAAAGCCCUGUCUCCUUCUGACAGCUUGGAGAUCUUCACUAAACUAGAGGAGAUACAACAGCAAAUUCUACAGCAAAAACACAGUAUGAUAUUACUUGAGAAUCAAAUAGGUUGUCUGACUCCUGAACUUUCUGAAUUGAAAAAGCAAUAUGAAAGUGUCAGUGAUUUAUUUAAUACCAAAAAAAGUGUUUUGCAAGAUCACUUUUCUAAGUUACUGAAUGAUCAAUGCAAGAACUUUAAUGACUGGUUCAGCAACAUUAAAAUGAACCUUAAGGAGUGUUUUGAAUCAUCAGAAACAAAAAAGAGUGUGGAACAAAAGCUACAAAAACUUUCUGAUUUCUUCACUCUUGAAGGAAGAAACAGUAAAAUAAAGCAGGUGGACAGUGUACUGAAGCAUGUGAAGAAGCAUCUGCCCAAAGCACAUGUGAAGGAGCUUACCAGUUGGCUCGUGGGUCAGGAAUUCGAAUUAGAAAAAAUGGAGUCCAUAUGCCAGGCUCGAGCAAAGGAGCUUGAAGACUCCUUGCAGCAGCUACUGAGACUCCAGGAUGACCACAGAAACCUGAGUAAGUGGUUGACUAAUCAAGAAGAGAAAUGGAAAGGAAUGGAAGAAUCAGGGGACAAAACUGAGCUGUUCUGCCAGGCUUUAGCUAGAAAGAGGGAACAGUUUGAAUCUGUGGCCCAACUGAACAACUCUUUGAAGGAAUAUGGGUUUACUGAAGACGAAGAAAUAAUAAUGGAAUCAACAUGUUUGAUGGAUAGAUACCAGACAUUACUGAAACAACUAAGUGAAAUCGAGGAGGAGGAGAAGUUACCACCCACAGAGGACCAGAGCUUUAAUGAUCUUGCGCAUCAUGUAAUUCAUUGGAUAAAAGAGAUUAAAGAGUCCCUUAUGGUUUUGAAUUCAUCCGAAGGCAAAAUGCCACUUGAGGAGAGAAUCAAAAAAAUCAAGGAAAUCAUUUUGCUGAAGCCCGAAGGGGAUGCCAAAAUAGAGACCAUCAUGAAGCAGGCUGAGAGCAGCGAGGCCCCGCUGGUUCAGAAGACCCUCACUGACAUCAGCAACCAGUGGGACAACACACUCCAUUUAGCUAGCACCUACCUAAGCCAUCAAGAAAAGCUUCUACUAGAAGGAGAGAAAUAUUUACAAAGUAAGGAGGAUCUGAGAUUAAUGCUCAUAGAACUAAAGAAGAAACAGGAAGCAGGCUUUGCUCUACAACAUGGUCUGCAGGAGAAGAAAGCUCAGUUAAAGAUUUAUAAGAAAUUCCUCAAGAAAGCCCAAGAUUUGACAUCCUUGCUAAAGGAGUUAAAAUCUCAAGGAAACUACCUCUUGGAGUGCACUAAAAAUCCCAGCUUCAGUGAAGAGCCUUGGCUGGAAAUAAAGCAUCUACACGAAAGUCUUCUUCAACAACUGCAGGAUUCUGUGCAAAACUUGGAAGGUCACGUUCGAGAACAUGAUUCAUACCAGGUUUGCGUCACAGACCUGAAUACCACAUUGGACAAUUUCUCCAAGGAAUUUGUCAGUUUUUCUGAUAAGCCUGUGGAUCAAAUAGCGGUUGAGGAAAAAUUGCAGAAACUGCAGGAACUAGAGAAUAGACUCAGUUUACAAGAUGGCACAUUGAAGAAGAUUUUAGCUUUAGCAAAAUCCGUCAAGCAAAAUACAUCUUCAGUGGGGCAGAAGAUUAUUAAAGAUGAUAUAAAAUCACUUAAGUGUAAACAAAAAGAUUUGGAAAACAGACUUGAAUCUGCUAAGCAGGAGAUGGAAUGUUGUCUCAACAGCAUUCUCAAAUCAAAACGCUCAACAGAAAAGAAAGAAAAGUUUACUCUGCCAGGCGGAGAGAAGCAGGCCACUUCUGAUGUGCAGGAGUCUACUCAGGAAUCAGCUGCGGUGGAAAAGUUGGAGGAAGACUGGGAAAUAAACAAGGAUUCAGCUGUGGAAAUGGUUAUGUCAAAACAACUUUCUCUUAAUGCUCAAGAAAGCAUGAAAAACACUGAAGAUGAGCAGAAAGUCAAUGAGCUGCAAAAUCAACCUUUAGAAUUAGAUACUAUGUUAAGAAAUGAACAAUUAGAAGAGAUAGAGAAAUUAUAUACCCAGUUGGAAGCAAAGAAAGCAGCCAUUAAGCCACUGGAACAAAUGGAAUGUCUUAACAAAACAGAAACUGGGGCCUUGGUUCUCCACAAUAUAGGAUAUUCGGCACAGCAUUUGGACAAUUUGCUUCAGGCCCUUAUUACUUUGAAGAAAAACAAAGAAAGCCAAUAUUGUCUCCUCAGAGAUUUUCAGGAAUACCUUGCUGCAGUUGAAUCCUCAAUGAAAGCCUUGUUGACAGACAAGGAAAGUCUAAAAGUAGGACCACUGGACAGUGUAACAUAUCUGGACAAAAUUAAAAAAUUCAUAGCAUCCAUAGAAAAAGAGAAAGAUUCUUUAGGCAACUUGAAAAUCAAAUGGGAGAAUUUAUCAAACCGUGUGACCGACAUGGAUAAGAAAUUGUUGGAAAGCCAGAUUAAGCAUCUUGAACAUGGUUGGGAACAAGUGGAACAACAGAUUCAAAAGAAGUAUUCUCAGCAGGUAGUGGAAUAUGAUGAAUUUACAACCCUCAUGAAUAAAGUACAGGACACUGAGAUUUCUCUGCAACAGCAGCAGCAACAUCUACAGUUAAGGCUGAAGUCUCCAGAAGAACAGGCAGGGAACCAAAGCAUGAUCGCCUUGACCACUGACCUCCAGGCUACCAAGCAUGGAUUUUCUGUUUUAAGGGGGCAAGCUGAACUUCAGAUGAAGAGGAUUUGGGGAGAAAAAGAAAAGAAGAAUUUGGAGGACGGAAUAAAUAACUUGAAGAAACAAUGGGAAACAUUGGAGCCAUUAUACUUAGAAGCAGAAAAUCAGAUUAAGAAGUGUAACAUAAGGAACAAGAUGAAAGAAACUAUCUUAUGGGCCAAGAAUUUGUUGAGUGAACUUACUCCCUCCAUUCCCCUUCUCCCAGAUGACAUUCUUUCACAGAUCAGAAAGUGCAAAGUGACACAUGAUGGCAUUCUAGCUAGGCAGCAGUCUGUGGAAUCGUUGGCUGAAGAGGUCAAAGAUAAGGUUCCUAGCCUUACAACCUAUGAGGGGAGUGAUUUAAAUAAUACCCUAGAGGACUUACGGAAUCAAUACCAAAUGCUGGUUUUAAAAUCAACUCAAAGAUCACAGCAAUUAGAAUUUAAGUUGGAAGAAAGAAGCAAUUUUUUUGCGAUAAUAAGGAAGUUUCAACUUAUGGUUCAAGAAAGUGAAACACUGAUAAUUCCCAGGGUAGAGACAGCUGCCACGGAAGCUGAACUAAAACGUCACCAUGUUACUUUGGAGGCAUGUCAAAAGGAAUUGCAAGAAAUUGACAGUGGAAUCUCAACACAUCUUCAGGAACUAACAAACAUCUAUGAGGACCUGAAUGUGUUUGAAAGAUUAUUUCUGGAUGAUCAGUUGAAAAAUCUUAAGAUUAGGACCAAAAGAAUACAAAGAUUCAUUCAGAAUAAAUGUAAUGAAGUGGAACACAAGAUAAAGUUUUGCAGACAAUUCCAUGAAAAAACAUCAGCGCUUCAGGAGGAGGUUGACAGUAUACAGCGCAAUGAACUAUUACUUAAUCAAGAAGUAAAUAAAGGUGUUAAAGAGGAGAUCUAUAAUCUUAAAGACAGACUCACUGCUAUUAAGUGUUGCAUCUUACAGGUAUUGAAACUUAAAAAAGUGUUUGACUAUAUUGGACUAAACUGGGAUUUUUCACAACUUGACCAAUUACAAACCCAAGUAUUUGAAAAAGAAAAGGAACUUGAAGAAAAAAUUAAGCAGUUGGACGCAUUUGAGGAAGAACAUGGCAAAUGUCAGGCAUUACUAAGUAAAAUGAGAGCUAUUGAUUUGCAAAUUAAGAAAAUGACUGAAGUAGUACUAAAAGCUCCUGAUAGCUCUCCGGAAAGCAGACUGCUCAAUGCCCAAAUUUUAAGUCAGAGAAUUGAGAAAGCCAAGUGUUUAUGUGAUGAGACAAUAAAGAAAUUAAAUGAAAAUAAGGCCUUUGAUGACUCAUUCAAAGAGAAAGAAAUACUACAAAUAAAGCUGAAUGCAGAAGAAAAUGAUAAGUUAUACAAAGUUCUCCAAAACAUGGUAUUAGAACUCUCACCAAAAGAAUUGGAUGAAAAGAAUUUUCAGGACAAACUAGAAACUUCCUUACAUGUUUUAAAUCAGAUAAAAUCUCAAUUACAGCAGCCUUUACUUAUAAAUUUGGAAAUUAAACAUAUUCAAAAUGAAAAGGACAAUUGUGAAGCAUUUCAGGAGCAAGUUUGGGCAGAAAUGUGUAGUAUUAAAGCUGUGACUGCUAUUGAGAAGCAAAGAGAAGAAAACUCUUCUGAAGCGAGUGAUGUGAAGACAAAACUACGUGAGUUUGAAGAUCUUCAAAUGCAGCUUAACACAAGCAUUGAUUUGCGCACAAAUGUCUUGAAUGAUGCUUAUGAAAAUCUAACACGCUAUAAAGAAGCAGUCACCAGGGCAGUGGAGAGCAUCACUUCCCUCGAAGCCAUCAUUAUACCCUACAGAGUAGACAUUGGUAACCCAGAAGAAUCUUUAGAGAUGCCUCUUCAAAAACAAGAGGAAUUGGAAUCCACAAUAGCACACAUCCGGGACCUCACCGAGAAACUGGGAAUGAUAUCCAGCCCCGAAGCCAAACUACAACUUCAGUGUACCUUACAGGAACUAGCUUCUAAGAACUCAGCAAUGAAGGAAGCUUUCAAGGCACAGGAAACUGAGGCAGAAAGGUAUCUUGAGUAUUACAAAUGCUAUAGAAAAAUUGAAGAGGAUAUUUACACUAACCUCAGCAAACUGGAGAGAGUUCUUGGACAGUCCAUGUCCUCGUUGCCACUGUCUUACAGAGAAGCUUUAGAGCGCUUGGAACAGAGCAAGGCCUUGGUGUCAAAUCUUAUAUCAACCAAAGAAGAGUUAAUGAAACUACGACAGAUCCUUAGACUCUUGAGGCUCAGGUGCACAGGAAAUGAUGGCAUAUGUUUGCUCAAGAUCGUGUCGGCUCUGUGGGAGAAAUGGCUAAGUUUGCUGGAAGCUGCUAAAGAGUGGGAGAUGUGGUGCGAAGAACUGAAGCAGGAAUGGAAAUUUGUCAGUGAAGAAAUUGAACGAGAAGCAAUUAUUUUAGAUAAUCUUCAGGAAGAACUCCCUGAAAUUUCCAAAACAAAAGAGGCAGCCACCACAGAGGAACUCUCUGAGCUGCUAGACUGUUUAUGCCAAUAUGGAGAGAACGUGGAGAAGCAGCAGUUGUUACUGACUCUACUUCUUCAGCGCAUCAGAAGUAUCCAGAAUGUUCCUGAAAGCUCAGGGGCUGUGGAAGCUGUUCCAGCAUUUCAAGAAAUUACUUCUAUGCAAGAACGAUGCAACAAGCUUCUUCAGAAAGUUCAAAAAAAUAAAGAAUUAGUGCAGACUGAAAUCCAAGAUAGACAUUCCUUCACAAAAGAGAUAAUUGCGUUGAAGAAUUUGUUUCAACAGACCACAGCUUCAUUCCAAAAUAUGGCAUUCCAGGAUCACCCAGAAAAGUCAGAACAAUUUGAGGAGCUUCAGAGCAUCCUUAAGAAAGGGAAACAAACUUUUGAGAAUAUUAUGGAAAAACUGCGAAUCAAGUAUUCUGAAAUGUACACCAUAGUCCCUGCAGAGAUUGAAUCCCAGGUGGAAGAAUGCAGAAAAGCUUUAGAAGACAUAGAUGAGAAGAUUAGCAAUAAAGUCUUAGAAAGCUCACCGUCAUAUGCAAUGAGGAGAAAAAUAGAAGAAAUUAACAAUGGGCUUCAUAAUGUUGAAAAGAUGUUGCAGCAGAAAAGCAAAAAUAUUGAGAAAGCGCAAGAAAUUCAAAAGAAAAUGUGGGACGAGUUAGAUCUAUGGCAUUCCAAACUAAAUGAGCUGGAUUCUGAAGUUCAGGACAUUGUUGAACAGGACCCAGGACAGACUCAAGAAUGGAUGGAUAACUUGAUGAUUCCUUUCCAGCAGUAUCAGCAAGUAUCACAGAGAGCAGAGUCUAGAACCUCACAGUUGAAUAAGGCCACAGUUAAGAUGGAGGAAUAUAGUGACCUUCUGAAGAGCACUGAGGCUUGGAUAGAAAAUACCAGUCAUUUGCUGGCCAAUCCUGCUGACUAUGACUCUUCGAGGACACUGAGUCACCAUGCUAGCACUCUGCAGAUGGCUUUGGAAGAUUCAGAACAGAAGCACAAUCUUUUACAUUCAAUCUUUAUGGAUCUAGAAGACCUGUCAGUAAUUUUUGAAACAGAUGAAUUAACACAAUCCAUACAAGAGUUAAGUAAUCAAGUAACAGCUUUACAACAAAAAAUAAUGGAAAGCCUUCCGCAGAUUCAGCGAAUGGCUGAUGAUGUGGUUGCUAUUGAAUCUGAAGUAAAAUCAAUGGAAAAAAGAGUUUCAAAAAUCAAAACUAUCCUAUUAUCAAAAGAAAUAUUUGAUUUUUCACCUGAAGAACAUCUUAAACAUGGGCAGGUCAUACUUGAAAAUAUACGUCCCAUGAAGAAAACCAUUGCUGAGAUAGUGUCUUACCAAGUGGAACUGAGGUUGCCCCAAACAGGAAUGAAACCUCUGCCUGUGUUUCAGCGGACAAAUCAGCUUUUACAAGAUAUAAAACUUUUGGAAAAUGUGACUCAAGAACAAAAUGAGUUAUUAAAGGUAGUCAUAAAACAGACCAAUGAAUGUGAUGAAGAAAUAGAAAAUUUGAAACAGAUCUUAAAUAAUUAUUCAGCUCAGUUCUCCCUUGAACAUAUGUCACCAGAACAAGCUGCCAAGCUGCCACAACUACAGGGAGAAAUCAAACGUAUGGAAAAACAGAUUCUGAGUUUGAACCAGAGAAAAGAAGACCUGUUGGUGGACUUGAAGGCCACCAUACUAAACCUUCACCAGCAUUUGAAGCAAGAACAAGAAGAAGUAGAAAGAGAUAGGCUGCCAGCUGUAACAUCAGAGGAAGGUGGAGUGGCAGAGAGGGAUGCUUCUGAGUGGAAGUUGAACAGAAGAGGCUCCAUGUCUUACCUGGCAGCAGUCGAGGAAGAGGUGGAAGAAAGUUCCGUGAAGAGCGAAAUUGGAGAUGAGAAGGCAGAGCCAUAUCCUCAGUCUUGGUCUUCACUUUGGAAGCAUGACAAGGACAUGGAGGAAGACAGAGCUUCCUCAUCCUCUGGAACAAUUAUUCAGGAACCAUAUGGGAAAAUAAGCACCUGUGAUAAUUCCAUGGCACAAAUCCUCACACCAGACUCACUAAACACUGAGCAAGGCCCAGAAUGUUCCCUAAGGCCCAACCAAACAGAAGAGGGCACCACACCUCCUAUCGAGGCUGCCACUCUGGACUCUUCUGACGCGCAAGGAGGUUUGGAGCCCAGGGUGGAGAAAACUAGGCCGGAGCCCACAGAAGUCCUGCGUGCCUGCAAGACCCAGGUGGCCGAGCUGGAGCUGUGGCUGCAACAAGCCAACGUGGCAGUUGAGCCGGAAACAUUAAACGCAGACAUGCAGCAGGUGGUGGAACAGCAGCUGGUAGGGUGCCAGGCUAUGCUAACAGAGAUUGAGCACAAGGUUGCCUUUCUGUUAGAGACUUGCAAAGAUCAGGGCCUGGGAGAUAACGGAGCCACUCAACAUGAGGCUGAAGCGCUUUCCCUGAAACUGAAAACAGUGAAGUGCAAUUUAGAAAAAGUCCAGAUGAUGCUUCAGGAGAAGCACAGUGAAGAUCAGCAUCCUACCAUUCUAAAGAAAUCCUCAGAGCCAGAGCAUCAAGAAGCUCUCCAACCAGUCAACCUUUCUGAAUUGGAAUCCACUGUAACUGAAAGGCCACAAUUCAGCAGACAAAAAGAUUUCCAGCAGCAACAGGUUCUGGAGUUAAAACCAAUGGAACAGAAAGAUUUCAUCAAAUUCAUAGAAUUUAAUGCUAAGAAAAUGUGGCCCCAGUAUUGCCAACAUGAUAAAGAUACAACUCAGGAAUCAUGUGCAAGCAACCAGGCAUCCAGCCCCGAAAAUGACGUUCCAGACUCUAUCUUGUCACCCCAGGGCCAAAAUGGAGAUAAGUGGCAAUAUCUGCAUCAUGAACUCUCAUCAAAAAUAAAGCUCCCACUCCCUCAGCUUGUGGAGCCUCAGGUUUCCACAAAUAUGGGUAUUCUACCCAGUGUGAGUAUGUAUAACUUUAGAUACCCAACAACUGAAGAACUGAAAACCUACACCACCCAACUUGAAGACCUGCGUCAAGAAGCAAUUAACCUUCAGACACAGGAAAAUAUGACAGAAGAAGCAUAUAUCAAUUUGGAUAAAAAAUUAUUUGAACUAUUCCUGACCCUCAGUCAGUGCCUCAGCAGUGUGGAGGAGAUGCUGGAGAUGCCCAGGCUUUACAGGGAGGAUGGUUCUGGCCAGCAGGUGCACUACGAGACACUGGCUCUUGAGUUGAAGAAAUUUUAUUUAGCGCUAAGUGACAAGAAGGGUGAUCUUUUGAAAGCCAUGACUUGGCCUGGCAAGAACACCAACUUGCUCCUUGAAUGUUUUGACAACCUUCAAGUCUGCCUGGAGCAUACUCGGGCUGCAGCUGUCUGUAGAAGCAAGUCCCUGAAAGCUGGCCUCGAUUACAACCGCAGUUACCAGAAUGAAAUAAAGAGAUUAUAUGAUCAGCUCAUUAAGAGUAAGACGUCUUUACAACAGUCUUUGAAUGAAAUCAGUGGCCAGAGUGUUGCUGAACAGCUUCAGAAAGCAGAUGCAUAUACAGUGGAGCUGGAGAAUGCUGAGAGCCGAGUGGCCAAACUAAGAGAUGAAGGGGAGAGGCUUCAUUUACCUUAUGCUUUACUCCAGGAGGUUUACAAAUUAGAGGAUGUACUUGACAGUAUGUGGGGAAUGCUAAGAGCCAGGUACACAGAACUCAGCAGCCCUUUCGUCACUGAGAGCCAGCAAGAUGCUUUGUUGCAAGGCAUGGUGGAACUGGUGAAGAUUGGGAAGGAAAAGCUUGCUCAUGACCACUUAAAACAAACCAAAAGUAAAGUGGCUUUACAGGCUCAAAUAGAAAAUCACAAGGUUUUUUUCCAGAAGCUUGUUGCUGACAUGUUGUUGAUCCAAGCAUACUCUGCCAAAGUAUUUCCUUCUUUAUUGCAAAAGAGAGAGACAUUUUGGGCAGAUCAAGUAACAGAAGUUAAAAUACUAGAAGAAAAGUCACGCCAACGUGGUAUGAAGCUGCAGAGUUUGUUGCAGAAAUGGGAAGAAUUUGAUGAAAACUAUGCAUCUCUUGAAAAGGACCUGGAAAUUCUUAUAUCUACCUUGCCCUCUGUGAGUUUGGUGGAAGAAACGGAGGAAAGAUUAGUGGAAAGGAUUUCAUUUUACCAGCAAAUAAAAAGAAACAUUGGUGGAAAACACGCCCGGCUUUACCAAACUCUGAACGAAGGCAAACAGUUGGUGGCGUCUGUGAGCUGUCCUGAAUUAGAGGGCCAGAUCGCAAAACUGGAAGAGCAGUGGUUGUCCCUGAACAAGAAAAUUGACCAUGAGCUCCACAGGCUGCAAGCACUUCUCAAGCAUCUGCUCAGUUAUAACAGAGAUUCGGAUCAGUUAACCAAGUGGUUGGAAUCUUCCCAGCAUACUCUGAAUUACUGGAAAGAACAGUCCCUCAAUGUGUCUCAGGACUUGGAUACAAUCAGAAGCAACAUCGACAAUUUUUUUGAGUUUUCAAAAGAAGUUGAUGAAAAAUCCUCCUUGAAGACUGCCGUUAUCAGUAUCGGGAACCAGCUUCUUCACCUGAAAGAAACUGAUACAGCUACACUGAGAGCUUCUUUAGCACAGUUUGAACAAAAAUGGACAAUGCUCAUAACUCAACUUCCAGAUAUUCAAGAAAAACUUCACCAGCUUCAAAUGGAGAAAUUGCCAUCUCGUAAAGCAAUCACAGAAAUGAUUAGCUGGAUGAACAAUGUGGAGCAUCAAACUUCAGAUGAAGACUCCGUGCAUUCACCAAGUUCUGCAUCUCAAGUUAAACAACAUCUUCAGAAGCACAAGGAGUUUAGAAUGGAAAUGGACUAUAAACAGUGGAUAGUUGACUUUGUUAACCAGUCAUUACUUCAGCUAAGCACCUGUGAUGUAGAAAGCAAGCGCUAUGAAAGAACGGAGUUUGCAGAGCACCUGGGGGAGAUGAACCGCCAGUGGCACCGUGUACAUGGAAUGCUGAAUAGAAAGAUACAACAUUUAGAACAACUUCUGGAAAGUAUCACUGAGAGUGAAAAUAAAAUACAGAUUUUGAACAACUGGAUGGAAGCACAAGAAGAGAGACUGAAAACUUUACAAAAACCUGAAAGUGUGAUUUCAGUGCAGAAGCUGCUCCUGGACUGUCAGGAUAUAGAAAAUCAACUUGCAAUUAAGUCCAAAGCACUGGAUGAGUUGAAACAAAGUUAUCUGACUUUGGAGAGUGGGGCAAUACCAUUGUUAGAAGAUACAGCAUCCCGAAUUGAUGAGUUAUUUCAAAAGAGAAGCAGUGUUCUCACUCAGGUCAAUCAGCUCAAAACCUCCAUGCAGUCGGUUUUACAGGAGUGGAAGAUUUAUGAUCAACUCUAUGAUGAAGUGAAUAUGAUGACAAUCCGAUUCUGGUACUGCAUGGAACACAGCAAGCCUGUGGUGUUAUCAUUGGAGGCCUUGAGAUGCCAGGUGGAGAACCUUCAGUCUCUGCAAGAUGAAGCUGAGAGCAGUGAAGGGAGUUGGGAGAAACUCCAGGAGGUUAUUGGCAAACUCAAAGGUCUUUGCCCCUCUGUUGCUGAAAUAAUCGAAGAGAAAUGCCAAAAUACUCAUAAAAGGUGGACUCAGGUGAACCAAGCUGUUGCAGACCAGUUGCAGAAGGCCCAGAGUCUGCUCCAGCUCUGGAAGGCCUAUAGCAAUGCUCAUGGCGAAGCUGCCGCAAGGCUGAAGCAGCAGGAAGCAAAGUUUCAACAGCUCGCAAACAUCAGCAUGUCUGGAAACAACCUGGCAGAGAUCCUGCCCCCAGCCCUGCAGGACAUAAAGGAGCUGCAGCAUGAUGUGCAGAAGACAAAAGAAGCCUUUCUCCAAAAUUCCACUGUCCUGGAUCGACUCCCACAACCUGCAGAGUCCAGCACCCACAUGCUCCUCCCGGGUCCCCUGCACUCCCUCCAGAGGGCUGCUUAUUUGGAAAAGAUGCUGCUUGUGAAAGCAAAUGAAUUUGAGUUUGUUCUCUCACAAUUUAAGGAUUUUGGAGACCGGCUGGAAUCUUUAAAAGGUCUUAUUAUGCAUGAAGAAGAGAAUUUGGAUAGAUUUUACCAACAAGAAAAAGAAAAUCCUGACUCAUUCCUGAAUCAUGUGCUGGCACUGACUGCCCAAUCACCUGAUAUUGAACAUUUGAAUGAAGUAAGCCUCAAGCUCCCACUUAGUGACGUAGCUCUGAAGACGUUACAAAAUAUGAACCGGCAAUGGAUUCGGGCCACGGCCACGGCACUGGAGCACUGCAGUGAGCUUCAGGGAAUUGGAUUGAAUGAAAAGUUUCUUUAUUGCUGUGAAAAGUGGAUCCAACUUUUGGAGAAGAUAGAAGAAGCACUCAAGGUGGAUGUGGCUAACAGCCUUCCUGAGCUCCUGGAGCAGCAGAAAACCUAUGAGAUGUUAGAAGCUGAAGUUUCUAUAAACCAGACAAUUGCUGAUUCCUAUGUCACCCAGUCCUUACAACUCCUGGACACAACAGAAAUAGAGAACAGACCAGAAUUUAUUUCAGAAUUCUCAAAGCUGACAGAUCGGUGGCAGAAUGCUGUCCAGGGUGUUCGGCAGAGGAAGGGUGACAUUGAUGGGCUGGUGAGGCAGUGGCAGGAUUUCACUACUGCUGUGGAGAACUUGUUUCGCUUCCUCACUGACACCAGCCACCCGCUAUCUGCAGUGAAGGGCCAGGAGUGCUUCAGUCUCUACCAAACCAGAAGUCUGAUCCAUGAGCUGAAGAAUAAAGAAAUUCAUUUUCAAAGGUGGCGAACUACCUAUGCCCUAACCUUAGAAGCUGGAGAAAAGUUACUGCUCACAACUGACCUGAAAACUAAAGAGUCUGUGGGUAGGAGAAUCAGUCAACUUCAGGACAGCUGGAAAGACACGGAGCCCCAGCUGGCAGAGAUGAUUAAGCAGUUCCAGAGCACUGUAGAGACCUGGGACCAGUGUGAAAAGAAAAUCAAGGAGUUGAAAAGCAGGCUGCAAGUUUUAAAGGCACAAAGUGAAGAUCCUCUUCCAGAGCUUCACGAGGACCUCCAUAACGAAAAAGAGCUGAUUAAGGAACUAGAACAGUCUUUGGCUAGCUGGACUCAGAACUUGAAAGAACUUCAAACUAUGAAGGCGGACUUAACCCGGCACGUUCUCGUGGAAGACGUGAUGGUUUUGAAGGAGCAAAUAGAGCAUUUGCACAGACAAUGGGAGGACCUCUGCUUAAGGGUGGCUAUACGUAAACAGGAGAUUGAAGACAGACUCAAUACAUGGGUUGUAUUCAAUGAAAAAAAUAAAGAGUUGUGUGCCUGGCUGGUGCAGAUGGAAAACAAAGUUCUACAGACAGCAGACAUUAGUAUUGAAGAAAUGAUUGAAAAGUUACAGAAGGACUGCAUGGAAGAAAUAAACUUGUUUAGUGAAAACAAGUUACAGUUAAAGCAAAUGGGUGACCAGCUGAUCAAGGCCAGCAACAAAUCGAGAGCAGCUGAGAUUGAUGACAAGCUCAACAAAAUUAACGAUCGUUGGCAGCAUCUUUUUGAUGUCAUCGGAUCAAGGGUGAAGAAGCUGAAGGAGACCUUUGCUUUUAUUCAGCAGUUGGACAAAAACAUGAGCAACCUUCGCACCUGGUUGGCUCGAAUUGAGUCUGAGCUUUCCAAACCUGUUGUUUAUGAUGUCUGCGAUGAUCAAGAGAUCCAGAAGAGGCUCGCUGAGCAGCAGGAUCUACAGCGAGAUAUUGAACAACACAGUGCAGGGGUGGAGUCCGUGUUUAACAUCUGUGACGUCCUACUGCACGACUCCGAUGCCUGUGCAAAUGAGACCGAGUGUGACUCGAUUCAGCAGACCACCAGGAGCCUGGACAGACGCUGGAGGAACAUUUGUGCCAUGUCCAUGGAGCGGCGCAUGAAAAUCGAGGAGACGUGGCGCCUGUGGCAGAAGUUUUUAGACGACUAUUCUCGCUUUGAGGACUGGCUCAAGUCAGCUGAGAGGACGGCAGCCUGCCCAAAUUCCUCAGAGGUGUUGUACACGAGUGCCAAAGAGGAACUGAAGAGGUUUGAGGCCUUUCAGCGGCAGAUUCACGAGCGGCUCACUCAGCUGGAGCUCAUCAACAAGCAGUACCGGCGGCUGGCCCGGGAGAACCGCACAGACACGGCCAGCAGGCUGAAGCAGAUGGUCCACGAGGGCAACCAGCGCUGGGACAACCUUCAGAGGCGGGUCACAGCCAUCCUGCGGAGACUCAGGCAUUUCACCAACCAGAGGGAAGAAUUCGAGGGCACCAGGGAGAGCAUUCUGGUGUGGCUCACAGAGAUGGACCUGCAGCUGACCAACGUGGAGCACUUCUCAGAGAGUGACGCCGAUGACAAGAUGCGCCAACUGAAUGGCUUCCAACAGGAAAUUACAUUAAAUACCAACAAGAUUGAUCAGCUCAUUGUGUUUGGGGAGCAGCUGAUUCAGAAGAGCGAGCCCCUGGAUGCCGUGCUGAUUGAGGAUGAGCUGGAGGAACUCCACCGCUACUGCCAGGAGGUGUUCGGAAGGGUCUCCCGGUUCCACCGGCGGCUCACCUCCUGCACUCCGGGCUUAGAAGAUGAAAAGGAGGCCUCUGAGAAUGAAACGGACAUGGAAGACCCCAGAGAGAUCCAGACUGAUUCUUGGCGUAAACGGGGAGAAAGCGAGGAACCGACAUCUCCUCAGUCCCUGUGUCAUCUAGUGGCCCCGGGGCACGAGCGGUCUGGCUGCGAGACCCCUGUCAGCGUGGACUCCAUCCCCCUGGAGUGGGACCACACAGGCGACGUGGGGGGCUCCUCCUCUCACGAAGAGGACGAGGAAGGCCCAUACUACAGCGCACUGUCAGAUGUAGAAAUCCCUGAAAAUCCUGAGGCAUAUCUUAAAAUGACCACAAAAACUUUGAAAGCGUCUUCUGGUAAAUCCAUUUCGGAUGGCCACUCAUGGCAUGUUCCCGACAGCCCUUCCUGUCCCGAGCAUCACUACAAGCAAAUGGAAGGUGACAGGAAUGUUCCACCUGUUCCCCCUGCGUCCAGCACCCCUUAUAAACCACCCUAUGGAAAGCUACUAUUACCUCCAGGCACGGAUGGUGGCAAAGAAGGCCCGCGAGUCCUGAAUGGCAGCCCACAGCAGGAAGACAGGAGACUGGCUGGUAUCACAGAGCAGCAGUCAGGUGCCUUUGACAGAUGGGAGCUGAUUCAAGCACAAGAGCUUCACAAUAAGCUCAAAAUAAAACAAAAUUUGCAACAGCUGAACUCUGAUAUCAGCGCCAUCACUACUUGGCUGAAAAAAACUGAAGCAGAGCUGGAAAUGUUAAAGAUGGCAAAGCCUCCCUCUGAUAUCCAGGAAAUAGAACUGAGAGUGAAGAGACUGCAGGAGAUACUGAAAGCCUUUGACACUUACAAGGCAUUAGUGGUCUCUGUCAACGUGAGCAGCAAGGAAUUUCUGCAAACCGAGAGCCCCGAAUCCACAGAGCUCCAAAGUAGACUCUGCCAGCUGAGCCUGCUCUGGGAAGCAGCACAGGGCACAGUGGACAGCUGGAGAGGGGGCUUACGACAGUCGCUCAUGCAGUGCCAGGACUUCCACCAGUUGAGUCAAAAUCUGCUGCUCUGGUUAGCGAGUGCCGAGAACCGGAGGCAGAAGGCUUAUGUCACCGAUCCGAAGGCAGACCCUCAGGCUCUCCUGGAGUGUCGGAGGGAACUAAUGCAACUGGAAAAGGAGCUGGUAGAACGUCAACCUCAAGUGGACAUGUUACAGGAGAUUUCAAACAGCCUUCUCAUUAAGGGACAUGGAGAAGACUAUAUUGAAGCUGAAGAAAAGGUGCAUGUUAUUGAGAAGAAACUCAAACAGUUACGGGAGCAAGUGUCCCAAGAUUUAAUGUCUUUGCAGGGAACCCAGAACCCAGCCCCACCCCUGCCCAGCUUCGACGAGGUAGAUUCGGGGGACCAGCCUCCUGCAACAUCCGUGCCAGCUCCCCGAGGAAAGCAGUUCAGAGCAGUGAGAACUACAGAAGGCGAGGAGGAGACGGAGAGCAGGGUCCCCGGCAGCACACGGCCACAGCGCUCCUUCCUCUCAAGGGUGAUCCGGGCAGCCCUGCCCCUGCAGCUGCUCCUCCUGCUGCUGCUGCUCCUGGCCUGCCUGCUGCCCUCCUCCGAAGAAGACUACAGCUGCACUCAGGCCAACAACUUUGCCCGGUCCUUUUACCCCAUGCUGAGGUACACCAAUGGGCCACCCCCCACAUAGAGGGCAUAGCUGGCCACAGUGCCACACCACCUGCCUGAUUGCCAAGGGUGCCCAGCACGUGGCCCCAGACCAAUCUGAGUGACUUAGUGUUGGCAAGGUCCCGGGGCCUGUGCAGACUUCUUCUGGGCUUACCCAGCACGGGCUCCCUGGAGUCCAGGGCAGCUUUCAAAUUGUGUUCCUCCCCAGGAGCAGGGAACCUGCAUGGCAGGUGCCCCGGGUAUUUUGGCAGAACUAGUUGAUUCGUUUAGGGAUCUCUGGAAAUGUCAGUUUCCUGAAGAGCCAAGCACUUCAUGAAUUCUGGUUUAUUUGUAAAACAGCAUUAUUAUAAUGUAGGUAUGGUCAAUGUGCAGUGGUGUCCAUCACAUAUAUUAUAGAAGCAAGCGAGCACAUUCCACCCUAGAAACGGUUCAGAAACUUAUAGGCACCCUUAGCUGAUGGAAACAAUCAUAUUUAAUAUGCUUAGAAUCAGUUUUACUCCGAUCAGCUGGCAAUUUUGAGCUACCGGUUAUACACCAAAAUGUUCUGUUCAGUACCUAGAGCUCUGCUCUUUUAUAUUGCUUUAAAUUUUUAAAGAAAUUAUAUUGCAUGGAUGUGGUUAUUUGUGCAUAUUUUUUAACAAUGCCCAAUCUGUAUGAAUAAUGUAAACUUCGAUUUUUUUAAAAAAGAAUUAGAUUUUAGCUGGAGCUUUUGACUACUGUACAGUAAAUGCCAAACUACCGACUUGAUAGGGAUGCUUUUGUAAGUUAAUUUUCUAAGACUUUUUCACAUCCAAAGUGAUGCUUUGGGUUUUAACUUUGUUUGGCCACGGCGGGGGUGGGGGUGGGGGGUUGGUACAGAAACUUGAAGCUGUUUGUGAUAUGUACAACUCAGAUGUUUCUCAUUAAAAAACAGAAUUAGCCAGA